Molecule: messenger RNA, 1968 nt
Organism: Anneissia japonica
Lineage: Eukaryota; Metazoa; Echinodermata; Crinoidea; Comatulida; Comatulidae
Exons: 6
Coding region: 375-1745 (456 amino acids)
Source: RefSeq, a predicted model, not a curated record
AAAUUAUCAAACAAAUCUGUAUUAAUUAUUUAUAAUUCAUAAUUUAUUUCAAAGUAGCAUUCUGAGAUAAAUCAACUAAUUAAUCAUAAAUAAUCAGCUAUUUUCCCUACAACAAAUGUUCAAACCUCUGACCUUAAGUUUUAGAGACCAAAACACAACUGCUGUGCCAAUAUUAUUAUUAUUAAAUUAUUAUUAUUACAUUAAUAUUAUUAUAAACAGCAUCAUCACUACCACUACCAUCAGUACUACUCCGGUACAAAUAUAGAUUUCACAAAUAAAAUGUUUUGUUUGUUUACUAUAAGUAUUCCCAUUUCGAAAGUUCGUUGGAAAGACUUCAUGAGCAUGGAAUCUUGGAAGAGAGGCUACUCAGACACAUGUGGCAUAAAUUUUUCGAUCAGUUUGAAUUCUUGUCAGAGCUAAUGCAGAAGUUUGACUUGCUGUGUUUGAAAACUGAAUCUGAUGAGAUGCCAGCUGAUGUUGUCCAAUCAACCGAGGAAGGCAUUCGUCUCUUUUAUGUACCAUCCCUGCUAAAGAAGCAAGAUGAUGAAACGGUGUGCAAAGAUCAGACGGUGGCAUCUCAGUCAAAGGUCAUCCUGUACAUUGACUUCAAUGGGUUCCUACCUGAAGGCAUAUUCUACCGACUUGUUGUGAGGCUUCUGCAAUGGUCACAGAAUAGGAAAGGCUAUGAGCCAAGGCUCUUUUACCAACGGGCGAAACUUUUUGUAGAUGAAAGUCAUGAAAUGAUUGUGAGGAUUCUGCCCGAAAAAAGAUCUUGCAUUGAGGUAACAAUUAAGCUUGCUACAGUUGAAAGUUGUAGUGAUGAAGAAGAUGAAGAGGAUGAUGUUGAACUUGACCCAGCCACUUGCAAGAUGCUGUGGAAUCUCUUGGAUGAGCACCUACAGUACCUUGGCCGCAACUGGAUGAAACGCAUUAGUUAUGGCUUCUACAUUCCUUGUAAAUUUUGCAAGAACACAGACUGCCUCAAACUGGAGAGAUGUAUUGCAGCCAAAAAAUGUGUUCUGUGUAAUGAGACACAUAAGGGGAUGAGGAUUAAACGAAUUAAAUACUUGUUUGGUGAAUGCAGAACCAAGACAGAACCGUUACUUCUCAGCAACGCAGGGCAGGAGAGCCCAAAGGGAAAAAAGAGGAAAAAUGAGAAAGAAAGAAGGCAACACAAAAAACAAAAAGUUUCAGGUAUCACCAUAAAUGAUUUCAAGAGUAUGCUGCUUGUUGUGUCAGAUUAUUGGAAGAAACAUGGAAAUAUCAGCAUGUUAAAGGUUUUGCUUAGACAGUUUAAGUGUAAAGUGGGUGUGGGGGAAAUAGAAAAGAAGGAUGAUGUAAUAAGUUUGUUUGAAUUAUUGAUUGGCUCAGGUGAUUGCAGCUGUGAAGAAUUUUCUGUCAUUUUUGAGGCAGUUAAGAUUUGUGGUCUUGAUGGUGUAUACCGUAAGAUAAAACAAAUUGAAUCCUUUGACAGUUUUCCUUUCAAAGAUUCAAUCAGUACGUUUUCCGUUUAUCGCCGAAAACUGAUCAAAUUUGGCAAGAAUUUGAAGGAGGAAUCCAUUCAAAAAAUUGUGUUUUUUCAUCAAGAUCUGAAUGUACACGAUGUGGAUAAGUGGCAUCUAAUAUUGGCACUGGAAGACAAAGGAAUUAUCAAAGAUGAUGAAAGGUCAAUGAAUGAUUUUGUCAAAUCAUUGAGAAAAAUCGGAUUGAAUAAUGAUGCAGAUAUAUUAGAAAAGCCAUUGUAACUAAUGGUUGAAUUUCCCUAUUCGAAAGUCCCAUUUCAUACCGGCAACAAUGAGAUAUCAUUUAUAUGACAACAGUAUUUUUGGAUUUAAAAAGAUGUAAAUAGGCCUAAUAGCCUAGUCAUUUUACUGAACUUCUUUGAUUUCUCAUAGAUUUGAUAAUACUCCUUGCAUUAGACCUACAUAAUUUGUAGGCUGUCAUAACCAAGUAUCUAUAUCAGGUAUC